This is a messenger RNA of Dreissena polymorpha, 2608 nucleotides long. RefSeq lists its product as uncharacterized. The coding region runs from base 252 to 1340 and encodes 362 amino acids. NCBI's taxonomy places the organism in Eukaryota, Metazoa, Mollusca, Bivalvia, Myida, Dreissenidae. The record is from RefSeq and is a predicted model, not a curated record. The transcript has 4 exons.
CUAAGUAUAUGUUGUUUGACGAAUAGAAUCAAUGAAAGGCGAUAUUAAGUCUAAUUUUUCGGACAUCAUCGUUUUAGAAAAAAAUAAUAGUUGUGACUUAUUUUCCCGACGCCCAGGUUUUCCCAUUUUUAUGACUCUACAAGUGUACGGGCAGAUGCAUGUUAUUAGAAUUCAUCUUACCGGUCUUUGCGUUAAUCCAGUAACAUAUCACACCUAGCUGUGCUUUUACAACCGGAUUACGUUUAUAAAACAUGAAAGAUACAUGCAAGAAAUCACAGGACCAUUACGUGUGUUUACUCAAUACAGGAUCUGACAAUGCAGAAACAAUAUCAGCAUCAGCGGUAGGAAAUAGCACCUAUGAUUUCAAAGGAGAGUCACCUUGUCAUGGAGUAGAAAACAAGCUGAAAAAGAGACCUACGAAGAAUGCUGGGGAAAAACAAAAGCCAACUACUGGCAUUAAUGCAAAGUCAGUGAGCGAACCAACCAAAACACAGACAGAGACAAGAAAAGGAAAAAUCAAUAGUUUGAGCAAAGUUACUCCAAAAAUAAACCAACCUUCAUCUAAAUGUAGAAGCCGCCAAAAUGAGGUUGUAACUUCAGCAUUGGCUAAACAGAGGAGUAACAAAUUUGUUAAACCAAUACCGCCUCCAAAUUUAGAUGACAUUUCUCCAGUAGUAAAAGACACAAAACAAUCGAAGGGGAGGAGCAAAAAUGAGAAACCUGUUCCAGAAAAAAGAAGACUGAGAUCAUCAGACUUUGCACAAGAGUCACCCAUUGUUUCCAAUACUUCCAAGAAUAAUGACAACGACAGUGCAAUCUUCCUUUCACCAAGGAUUCCAACAUCACAGUUGUGUGCAGAGAAGACGUCAACACCAGUCAGUGUGACAGUAAAGAAAACAGCAAAGCAAGUUAAUAAGGUUCUGAAAUCGAAAUUAGAAAACACUUCAACACCGAACGACAAGUGUAGGCCUACUAAAACUUUUUCAAGAAUAAAGGACAAGUUACCAGCUGUUGGUCUGUCACCAGUAGAAACUGUGGAAAGAACGGAGACGCCAACAUCUGACUAUGCAUCCAUGGACUGCAUUGUGACACCAAGUCCUGUCCAAUCAAGUACACAGAGAAGAAAACGAGAGCACUCCCCAGCUUUCACACUUGAUGAUGAGACUGAACAUUCAGAAUGUUUAGAGCUGAACAAAUCUGUGGAUAAGAUGUACAAGAAGAGCAAAAAGAAGUAUGACCAUCACCCCAAAAGAUCAGAGUCAAAGCUGAAUGAAUGGGCAGAAAAGAUGAAUUCAGAGCUGGAGGACAUUGAGAACUUUGAGCUCAGCGUGGAAGGCUGAUUCACCAUACAUGUACCUAUGGGACAGAACUCUGGGGGCAGCCAUCUGCAUUUCACAAAAAGUUGUGGUACUUGAUGUACAAUCAGGCAUAUGUAUAGACAUAGUUGCAAAUGUAUGGCUUAAAGUGCGGACCCUCUACUGUGUAGCACAGGUAGUCAUACCUUGUGGAUAGAUCCCUUCUAUUUUGACUUAAUGUGUUUUAGUGGUUAAACUUGUAAGAGUAUUUAUUACAUCUUUUUUGCUGUAGACAAUAAGUGUUUGUUGUUUUAGAUUUUUCUCAAAUGGGGUUCUUAUUAUCACCUUUCGUGUAAAACCUAUUUUCAGCCACUGUACAUUAGAAUACAAUGUAAAUUAGAUAUAUGUGAGAUAUAUUUACCACGGAGAUAUAUUGGAGCUUUGUUGAAAACUUAGCAAAAUAGUUUAAUUACAUAAAUUAUAUUACAUACUAUGCACAUUCUCUUGUCAUACAGUUCCACAAAUCUGUGUACUAUCACUUCAUUACAAAGGACUUACUAAUUAAUUGGCAUAUAAACAGGACUCACCUCUUGUAAGUGACUUCCUCUCUCCUUCCGAUCUUAUUGCGGACCAAAAUUACAAACACAUUUGAAAACAAGUGAUGCAAAGUUCUUAGAUUUUUGCAAAGUCAGAAAUUCACCUAUAAACAUAUCCCAGAAAUUGUCAUUUUUAGCGAGGCUGUUUUCGGAGAAAAUCCAAGCUAUUGUCAUAGCCAGCUCGUCCGACGUAGGCGUCGUGCUUAAAACUUAAAAUUGGCUCUAAAAUCAAAGUGCUUCCACCUACAACUUUGAAACUUCAUAUGUAAAUGCACCUUGAUGAGUUCUACACGCCACACCCAUUUUUGGGUCACUAGGUCAAAGGUCAAGGUCACUGUGCCUCUUAUAUCAAACUUUAACAUAGGCUCUAAAAUCAAAGUGCUUCCACCUACAACUUUGAAACUUCAUAUGUAGUUGCACCUUGAUGAGUUCUACAUGCCACACCCAUUUUUGGGUCACUAGGUCAAAGGUCAAGGUCACUGUGCAGGGCUUUUUUUCCUUCUUUGGGACCCCCGAAAAAUCGGCCCUUUCCCCUAGGAUUUUUUUUCCCCUCAGCAGGUAAAUUUUCCCCUAGACUUCAUUUUUUUCCCCUAAAAAAAAAAACAAUUUUUUUUUUUAAACUUUAAAUACAUAGGUUAACCUGAUCCAGUGUAGAAAAUAUAACAUACAGCAUGAUUAAAUUAUCUGUUGCCUUGAAUUUGUUUUAAAAAUGGCAAA